GGCACAGAUCGAUUUGUCAAUGAAAGGCAGGAGAGGGAGAGAGAGAGAGAGAGAGAGAGAGCAUAUGUUUCUGUGCGGGGUAGCAACAAUGAACAGCUGACCAGGAAUAUUUAAGGCUCUACGAAAAAGUGCAGACAAGGAAUCGGAAGAUGGAAGCCUCUUCGUCUGACAUAACAAACUGUCUGAUAAAUGGACUCCGCCAGAUAUACAAGUCCCAAAGAUUCACUGAUGUCAUCAUAAAUGUGGAGAACCAUUCUUUCCGGUGUCAUCGCGUCAUAUUGUCGUCUGUAUCCACGUACUUCGACGCCAUGUUUUCAUCAGGAAUGAAAGAAUCCAACACAAUGUCCAUUACUCUUCAUAAUAUCGACUCCAAACUGUUUGAGGACGUUCUACAGUAUAUCUAUCUCGACAAAGACAUCGUGUCAGCGGAGAUUGUUGGAGAACUGCUGCAAAUCGCUUACAUGCUUCAGAUCUCGAGCUUACAGUGCAAGUGCGAAGAAUUCAUUUUGAAGAACAUUGAUGCCAGCAACUGUCUGGGAAUUUGGAAGAUGGGUAAAUCGCAUAAUGUGGACACACUUAUUGAAACAAGUUAUCCUUUCAUUCUUAACAUUUUCGAUGAUGUUUGGGAAACCGACGACUUUUUGAAGCUUGGGAAAGACGAUUUGGAAUCUCUACUUUGCGACGAAUGUUUGAGUGUCUCGGGUGAAGAAGUUGUUUGCAAAGCUCUCCUGAGGUGGAUCUCAGCAGACGAAGCUCGCAGGAAAUCAUCCUUUCCCGAACUUUUCUCUCACAUUCGACUUACUUCCGUCUCUCUCGAAUUCUUGCUGGACCAUCUCGAUCAGCAUCCAAUGGUUGUCGAACAUUCUGCUUGCCAAAUGGCGGUGAAGAAUGCCAUCAAGUACCACGCGCUACCUUCAAGACGACAAGAGCUAAUUUGGGACGAAAAGCCGUACAGGAGCAAUACAGAGCAAGAACAAGUAUUGGCAGUCGUAGGAAAACGUCUGGCUAGCGGUGGAACAGUUGUAACAGAGUUUAUUGGAUAUAGUUUUUCAAGCAAGAAGUGGGUCGCCCUUGAGGCAAUUGCUGCCGAUAUAGGAGAAGAUUUUGCGGUGUGUUCCUAUGGCCACGAUAUAUACAUAACUGGUGGAACUGCUAAUAUGUCCACAUGUUUACGGUACUCAGCUAAAUUUUCACAAUGGCGGGAAAGAUCUGGAAUGCAUUUUGGCAGAUACCGACACUCAAUGGUCGCAGUGCCAGAUUCCUUGUUCGUCUUUGGUGGCUACAACUUUGGGACCUUAAAUAGUGUAGAACAAUACGACAUAGGGUCUGAGUCGUGGAAACAGGUUGGGGAGCUUCAGUUUGGAGUGGACGGAAGUUCUGCUGUGGUUAUUGACGAUAAAGUUUACAUCGUUGGUGGAUGUAUGAGCUUCACAGAGGAAUCCGCGGGGAUUCAGUGCUUCGACACCAAGACAUACACGUGUUCGCUGAUCGCCAACCUCCGCACGCCUCCAAAGUUCACCAGUGCUAUCAAGUUUUCGGACUCGGUUCGUAUCGUCUGCAACAACGGAGAGGUAAUCUCUUUCAGUGCUAGGGAAGGCCACCGUGUGAUCCAAAAAAUAAAGAAUUUCUCCAGGAAGAACUUUGGCUUGUUCAUGCAUCAGGGGGCGCUGUGUGUUAUUGGCGGGAACCAGAACGUGUAUUCAGACGACGAGAAACUGUGUUCAGACGUGAUAAGGGUUGCUGGAGAGGAGACAGAAGCGCUAAACGCCUUUGAACUCCCGUUUCCAAUGGAGAUUGUCAGUUGCAUGCGCACUGUCGUUGCUAGGAAAUACCCUCUCCUAGAUUGUCAACAGUUGAUCCGGGAGUUCGUGGACAUAGACUGAUCAGUGCGUGGAAAGGGGGGGGGUCUCUCCCCCCCCCCCCCCAAAGAUCGUAGCUCAUAUGCGCUUCUAACUCAUGUGUCAGAUAUUUGUAUACAUAAGACAGAAUGCGAUGGCUGUAUGUGAUAAAAUUAAUCAGUUUGGUCUCCUUAUUCAUAUUUAUACGUAUUUAAGUUUUAAUUUAUUGAGACAACACAUAUAAUAUUUUCUACUAAAAUAUGUACGUCUAUUUAUGAACUACUGUGUGUGUCUUGAACCCUUUUAUACGUAUUUUGUAUUUAUUUUUAACAUGCACUUUUAUAAUAAAUUACAAACGAAAAUUUUUUAU
Molecule: messenger RNA, 2208 nt
Organism: Magallana angulata
Lineage: Eukaryota; Metazoa; Mollusca; Bivalvia; Ostreida; Ostreidae
Product: kelch-like protein 24
Exons: 2
Coding region: 150-1883 (577 amino acids)
Molecular function (GO): protein binding
Source: RefSeq, a predicted model, not a curated record